CAGCAUAUCUGUUGAUCAUCGAUUAGCUCACCCAUUCCCAGUAGUGGGUGAUGCUGACGAGGAGCCUCAAGAUGAUCUCGGCGUCUUUGGUACGGAUGGUAUCCAAGCUAUUCUGAAGAAGAUGAAUUACAAGAUCAACUUAAUCCCUGCUGGGUAUCCACUGAUAGCUUGCGUGUCGAACACUACUAGUACUCACGAGUCCGAGAAGGGAUACCUGAAGUUCGUGAAAGAAGGGGGGAAGGAAAUUGAAAUCUUGCAAUACCUCACAGGAAUCGAUUCCCCUGCAAAUCAUACCAUCUCUGGAGUACGAAUCUGGCCUGUGCGCGGCGGCAACGUCAUAUCGAUGCCGGUGGCUGGCGGCUGGCUCACGUCGUUAACAAGACCCAGUGCACACCUGUGGUCUGUCGCUAAACAGCUGUUCGAAGCGGUCGACUUCAUGCACCAACACGGCGUGGCGCACAUGGAUCUGAAGCCGAACAACAUCUUGAUCCCCGUCAACGGCGGCUGUCUGACUGUCAUCGAUUUUAACAGGUCCUUGCGAGUCAAGGGUGUCGAACAUAGGUUCCGUGGCGUCGUGGGCACUCCCGAAUAUAUCGCCCCCGAGGUAGCCGCUGGUAAUGGCUUCUACAGUGCGAUCCGUGCGGACUUGUGGUCCUGUGGAAAGACAUUAGAGGCGCUGUGCGACAAGUGUCGCCCAUCCACGGAUCGCGAUACCCUCCUCGAAAUUUCGUGGCAACUUAUGGACGAAGACCCGAAAAAACGACCGAUGAUGACAGAGGUGUUGGAGAAGCUGGCCCGUUGUACCGUUGAUGCUACCACCCGACUAGGUUCCUCGAGGUAAUUUUCUCUGUUGCUCCACAGGAAGUAAAGGCAUGAAUUCAACUUGAAUGUCGCAAACAUACCAUGUUGUCGACAGUGGUUAAAGAUUGGAUUCACUGAAGUCGCCAAUUCGGUGAUGUUCG
Molecule: messenger RNA, 962 nt
Organism: Suillus plorans
Lineage: Eukaryota; Fungi; Basidiomycota; Agaricomycetes; Boletales; Suillaceae
Product: kinase-like domain-containing protein
Exons: 3
Coding region: 122-841 (239 amino acids)
Biological process (GO): protein phosphorylation
Molecular function (GO): protein kinase activity; ATP binding
Source: RefSeq, a predicted model, not a curated record